AGGACAGCCCCUUCCCACUCCCACCCCCAACCCCGCAACAAGGUAUAGAGUCGGGGGCCUGCAAGGCUACAGUGGGAGUCCGACGGUCUUCCAGCGCCUGGGUCACGGCGGCGGCCCUGGGAGCAGAGGUGGAGCGAUCCCGUUACUCUGAAGAUGAAAGGCUGGGAUUGGCUGGCCCUGCUUCUAGGGGCCCUGCUGGGAACUGCCUGGGCUCGGAGGAGCCAGGAUCUACACUGUGGAGCUUGCAGGGCUCUGGUGGAUGAACUGGAGUGGGAAAUUGCUCAAGUGGAUCCCAAGAAGACCAUUCAGAUGGGAUCUUUCCGGAUCAAUCCAGAUGGCAGCCAGUCAGUGGUGGAGAACUACGUACGUGUAGUGGGCCGGAGUGGAGAAUCCAGUGAGCUGGACCUACAGGGCAUCCGAAUUGAUUCAGACAUCAGUGGCACCCUCAAGUUUGCGUGUGAGAGCAUCGUGGAGGAAUAUGAGGAUGAGCUCAUUGAAUUCUUUUCCCGAGAGGCUGACAAUGUUAAAGACAAACUUUGUAGUAAGCGAACAGAUCUAUGCGACCAUGCCCUGCACAUAUCUCAUGAUGAGCUAUGAACCACUGGAGCGGCCCAGAUGGACAGGCUUGAUGGAUCACCCCCGGGAGGGGAAAAGGGUGGCAAUGCCUUUUAUAUUAUGUUUUUACUGAAAUGAACUGGAAAAAUAUGAAACCAAAAGUACAAACUGUUUUGUCUUUUCAUGCCUGAACUGACCCUUACGUUAUUAGACUUGAAGAUAGGUAUUCUAGACAGGAGAGAAAAGAGAGAGGAAGGAGGAGCUUUUGGGUUGGUGUAGAACAAAAGUAGGAGGAGCCUGAACCUUUAAUUCUUCUAUCUUCCUAGAUUCCUACUUCAUUCAUAAACUAGAUAAGCAUUUAUUCAGUGCCUACUUAAUACACUGUAUUUAGUGCUAACUGUGGAGAGAAGGGGAACGUCUGAAUAACCAAGGGAACCAAGGUAAUAACAGGAUUCUAGAAAUUCCCUAUAUUCAUGCUGAUGAAACAUAAAGUAAGAUAGGGCUUGACUUUCAAGGAAAUAAUGGACCUGCAUUAUUCUUCCCUUCCUGCCCUUCCAGAUGUAGGGAACAGCAAGAGCAGAGACAGGAAGGGGAAAAUGGAUGUGACCAACUCAGCUGGAAAGUAAGGGCUUUAUCGGAUAGGGAGAGAUGAGGUAAGGAAUGUUAUUUAAUGAAAGGCCUUGCUUACUGGCCUAAGCUUUUCAAUUUGAUGCCAAUGGCAACGAUGAAGUAUGUCUUUCUUAUCUCUAUCAGUAGCCCAUUGUCAGUCUGGACUAUAAGUCUGUUCCACUUUGUGUGUGUAGAGAACCUGUACUGGGACAUAGGAAUCAAAACCGAAAGGAUACCUUCUUUUGGGAGUUCCUUAAACACCCUGGUGCUGAGGUAUGGCUGUCUCAGCGUUUGCAAUAGACUAUGUCUGUCCCAGGAAUGCCUCUGGGAGAGAACAUCUGAAUAGACAUUUCAAAGACUUUUUAAAUUACUGAAUUUUAGAAUCUAAAGGGACCAUGAAGGUCAUCUGGUUCACCUCUGCCCAUUUUACAGUUGAAGAGACAGGCUCGGAGAAGCCACAGGUCCUAGAGUUCCAUAUUUAGUGGCAAAACUGGAUUUAUAAGCUAACUUUCCCAAGUGCCAAUCUUUAUCUGUUAUAACUGUAGAGUAGCUUCUACCUUUUUCUCUUAAUAAUAGCUUGCACUAAGCAUGGCACACAGAAUGAAUGUCUUCAAUAAAGCUUUCUUGUACCACAAAUCCCUAUGAAAUCUAGCAUAUUACCUAGCUCAGAGCAAGCAUUCUGAAGCUAGCUGACAACUAAACUCAGGGCCUGGUGGAUCUUCUCUCAUCAACCAUAAGAAAUGCUGUAUCGUGUCAAAUCAGUUUUCCAGACCAGCUGUUAUUAACUUGUUUUUUCCUUUUGUGAUGCACUUGAGUAAUGUUCACAUGCUUCAUACCCCUUUGAGUAUACCCAGGGAUCUGUCCAUUGCCUGCUUGGCAUCUAAACACUCCUUUCUCUUCCAUCAAAAGCUUAUCAGAAGUUUAAGUGUACUCUUAUAGGGAACUUGAAACUGUUUAAUUUAUAAAAGUGCAGAUUAUUCACAAAUUUUAAUAAAAUGAAUGUUAAUCGGUAACAAAUUACUUGUGAUGUACCUCACUAGUGUGUCAGGGAACAGCUAUUAAGAACUCUCCAGGCUGAGAGUCUGUCAUUGAUAUGUAGGGGUGUGGCCUCCAUAAGAAAGGGUGGAAGUUAUCCUCUCUCUCAGUAUUUAGUAGAGCAUAUACUCUUAACCUUGCAAAUUUGGUUACACCUUAAACUUUAGAUGUCUUCUAAAUCAGUUUAUCAGUAAAAUGUUAGGCCUUGGAAUAAACAUUCCCAAGGACAAUAUUACAUGUUAAUCUAGUCUUUUAAAAAUAAAUUUUAGAGGAUUUUUUUGCUGUUUAAAAAAGAUUCACAAAGUCAAAAACCAAACCUGUCGCCAUCAAGUCAAUUCUGAUUCAUAGCGACCCUAUAGGACAGAGUAGAACUGCCCCGUAGCGUUCCCAAGGAGCACCUGGUGGAUUUGAACUGCCGACCUUUUGGUUAGCAGCUGUAGCUCUUAACCAUUAUGCCACGGGGCAAAAUUCUUUUCAAUAUAAGACAGGGAUAAACAGCAAGGAAACUAAUAUAUGUUGAAUACCAGU
Messenger RNA from Trichechus manatus latirostris (Florida manatee), 2727 nucleotides. RefSeq names its product canopy FGF signaling regulator 2 (gene CNPY2). Bases 154 to 597 code for a protein of 147 amino acids. The record is from RefSeq and is a predicted model, not a curated record. Gene Ontology annotation, cellular component: endoplasmic reticulum. The transcript has 6 exons. NCBI's taxonomy places the organism in Eukaryota, Metazoa, Chordata, Mammalia, Sirenia, Trichechidae.